AUGGAGAGUCCCGCAUGUCAAAUAAUUUAUGUGAAAAGGAGUUUCGGUCCCGGACGGUCGGUAUGCUCUUCUGGAGAUGUGAAGAAGGUGCAAGGCCCUAUCCCAGAUGAGGUCAAACCGCUUCUUGAGACAUUUGACGAUGUGUAUGUGUGCGCCACGGGUCUGGCAUGCCUCGAUAAGCUCAUUGAGCUUCAUGACCAGCCGAUGCUCGGCAUGAAGCCAACCCUUGUCUUGAUAGACACCCCUCACGAGAAUUAUACCAACGAGAAUCGAUCCCAGGGAUCCGAGUCUCCCACGGCUGAUUCGCCCAACUCCUCUGCCGCUCGGAUCCAUGCGCCUGACGAGGACUUGUAUGGAUUUAACCUCCUCCAGAAAAUAAUUACCGAGGCCCGCCUCCGAAAUAUUGCGAAGCUUGUCGUUCCCAUCCCUAUUGUGAGCCAUGCGACAGCCGAUGGGCCAUUCGAACAGACGGGCGGAGCACAAGAGAUUUCCCCUGCCUCGCGUAGGGAUCUUGCCAGUAAUCGCGGGAUCAUAAGAAGGUGUCUGGAUCUCGGCGCUAUUGAUGUGAUGGUCAGCCCCAUCAGCUCUAAUUGUGUCGCAGCUCUAGAAAUCUCCGCCUAUCGGGCAGGCCGAGAUGCCGCUCGAGAACAGCAGUCGCUUCUCGCUAUCAAAAGAGGGCGACAGCGAUCAUGGGUUGGUGUGAACGAAGAGAAGCCAUUCGCAUAUCUUCGUGAAGCCAUGGUCGCGGGGCUUAUGAAGGGGAUUUGCCGUUCAGGAUCUGAAGACGAGCAGGUAACAAGUGCCCAUGUCGCCGUUUCUACAGAGCGGCAAGCCGAAGUCGCCCGAGCCGUUGGUCAAUAUCACUUUUCUAUCCAUAAUUUUAACGAUGACGAGCUCGUUGUUGCUGCUUUGGUCAUGUUUCGACAUGCUCUGUCCAUGCCGGAGCUGGAAAAUUGGCGAAUCCCUACUGAACAAUUGAUAAGCUUUUUGGUUGCCUGCCGAGCCGCAUACAACACGUUCGUCCCCUACCACAACUUCCGACACGUGGUAGAUGUGCUUCAAGCCACCUUCAACUUCCUCGUCAAAAUCGGUGCUCUUGCCGAGUAUCCCCCUACCUCGACAGACGGGGACAAACCCAAGGCUGAAAAAUCGCCCAUGGCCUCCCUCGUCGGUCCAUUCGAGGCUUUGACUCUACUCAUCACGGCUAUAGGGCAUGACGUUGGGCACCCAGGUGUUAACAAUGGAUUCCUAGUGACACUAAAUGCACCUCUAGCCCAGCUCUACAACGACAGAUCGGUGUUGGAGUCGUUCCACUGUGCUGCAUACUCGCAAAUACUUCGUCGACACUGGCCUUCUGCAUUUGAAGACUCCAAGAUGCGAAACCUCAUGAUCAGCUCGAUUCUUGCAACUGAUAUGGGCUUGCACUUCGACUACAUGAAGAAGUUAGGUGAUAUCCAAGCUAAACUUGGUGAAAAUAACACCGCCGAUGGCUGGAACGGACGGCAGGUCGAGGAAGCGAGAGACCUGGCUUGUUCACUCUUAAUCAAGUGUGCAGAUAUCAGCAAUGUGACGAGACGAUUCGAUGUUGCUACCCGGUGGAUGCACAUCUUGUCCGAGGAAUUUUCCCGCCAAGCGUCCAUGGAGGAUGAGCUGCGCAUUCCGUCCUCUUUGAUGACACCUCCCAAAAAGGAUCUGGCAUCGCUAGCCAAGGCUCAGCUGGGCUUCAUGAACCUUUUCGCGAUCCCAUUGUUUCAAGGAGUCGCCGACAUCAUGCCGACUUUGGUUUAUGCUGCGGAGGAGCUUGACAUUAAUAAGGGCCUUUUUCAGACCAUGGUGGACGAAGAGAAGGCCAAGCUUGAAAAACAACACCUGACCCCUGAAAAUACCUUUUCUCCCCGCACAAUGAGCUUCGCCGCAGGCAUGGAGGAUGAAGAUGCUGGGUUGAAGCAAAAAGAGCGACAAAGCGAGAUCGAGGCUAGACUUGCUACCCUGGUUGUAGCUCAGGAGCGAGACGAAGACGCUCUGGGUUCUGAGCAUCAUCCAGAGAUGGAUCCUCUAACCAUUCCGUCCACGGGCGAGGAGUACAAGGGGGUAAAUGGCGGGGCAUCGGUUUUAGAUGGGAUGAAAACUCUCGUCGAUUUUGACCCUUUCAACGGAACUAGCCAAAACUUCAGCGGCACCAAUUCCACUGAGACCACGAUUCCUGUUCGAAACAGGCAGAGGUGCAGCGAAACAACCGAGGGAAGCACAUCCGGAGGUUUGUCUGGUGAUUGGGUGUCGCAGGCCACGAGCAGUGCCACGGGCAAGAUGCCCAUGUCUCCAAGUACGAAGGGCACGAGCAUCGUGAGCAGAGACUCCCUGGAGCGACCAAGCAGCGCUCCAGGCCCCGAAGGCAACCGUACAUUGGGAGUGGAACCCAUAUCAAAGAAAGUGAGCGCCAGCGAACAGACGGUUUCCACAUCCACGGGCAGCCUGGGGAAGGCAGAAGGCAAAGCUCUCCGGAAGAAGACGAGCCGGUUUAGAAUGAAGGAUUUCCCUUUUUUCAGACGGCACAAAGCCUCGAGCCCGACCUGCCAAGCGACAAACAGCGUGAGCUGA
Clonostachys solani is the source of this 2598-nucleotide messenger RNA. Lineage: Eukaryota; Fungi; Ascomycota; Sordariomycetes; Hypocreales; Bionectriaceae. The record is from the annotation of a GenBank genome assembly.